Molecule: messenger RNA, 2358 nt
Organism: Nakaseomyces glabratus
Lineage: Eukaryota; Fungi; Ascomycota; Saccharomycetes; Saccharomycetales; Saccharomycetaceae
Gene: IFH1
Product: Ifh1p
Biological process (GO): regulation of ribosomal protein gene transcription by RNA polymerase II
Molecular function (GO): transcription coregulator activity
Source: RefSeq, a predicted model, not a curated record
AUGAUUUAUCAAAAGAGUGGUAAGAGUCCGAGGAAACACGCUGUUCCGGCACAACGGACCGCUGAAGGUGUAACGCCCACAAAUGGAGACAGUUCAUCAGUGAAGCCAGCUAGGCCCAGACGAUUUAGUCUUUUGUAUUCUUCUGAUUCGUCACUUAGCGAUAUGUCAGAUCGACAGUCCCAUUCUGAUAUAUCUGAAGAAGGUGAAGACGAUGAUGAUGAUGAUGACGACGACGAUACUAGCAGUAGCUCUGAUGAUGAUGACGAAAAUAUCGAUUUUGUGAAACUAUCAGCACAAAGGAAGAAAAAAGCGAUGCAGGCAUUGUCACUUUUCAAAAAUAAACAUCAGCUCAACAACGACUCUCAAGCCAUAGAAGAAGAAGAUAUAGGAGAAGAAGUGGAUGAGAAGAUAACUACAGGCAACCGCCCCGAUAAGGCCACAAAGGCGGCCCAGAUAGAUGAAGACCUACCGGUACCGCAGUUUAAAUCCGAUAAUGAGGAAGACAACGAACUGGAUAAAAAUAUUGAGAAUGAUAGUGACAGUGUAGGAUCUUCAAAAUUAGCAAACAAUUCAGGGUUAGAAGAGGACAGUGAUCAAGGUGGAGCUAUAAGCUCGGAGGAAGAAUCAGAUUACGACAUUGAUCAGGAUGCUUACUUCAAUGCUAUCGAAAAAGAGGAUGAUCUAGAUUCAGAUGCAGAAACUGGUAAUGACGAUGAAGAUCUACCAAUGAUUCUACAUGAGGAAGAGCAAAAUAUAGUAAAGGAACUAGGUAGUGACGAUAACUUGUCUGGAUGGGAGGCUGAGAGUACUUUGUCAAACUUCGAUAUAUAUAGCGGAUUUGAUAACGAUGAUGAAGAAGAAAAUGAAGAUGAAAAUGAUAGUAAAAAGCUCUCUACCACCUCUCAAAAGGAUUCAACAAAUGAUGAUAUUAUGAAUGAACUAAAAGAUUUCAAAAUUCCCAACCUAAAUACAGCAAAACCAUUUUCGCAUAAGAAGGGUGUUACCAGUGAUAUGUCAAAAUUUUCAAUUAAAAAAAAGAGAGGCGAUAAAACUACGCCCUCAAAGCAUGAUACACUACCAAAAGCCAGCUCAAUAGAUUCUGAUGACUAUAUUUUUAAUGUAUUCUUCCAAUCUGAUGAUAGCGAAACAGAAAAUAAUAGUAGUAAAAAAUCUGCUAAAUCAGCCGAUGACCCACUAAAAUUAAGUGAUUUCUUCAAAACAAAUGCCGAUAAGGCGAAGUCUAUGAGUAACAGUUCUCACAAUCUUUUACACGACGAAGCACAUUUGCCUUCAGAUGACGACUCAUACCUCUCAAAUGGUACGUUGGAUAAAGGCCUUGAAGAAAGUCCAGAUGAAGACAACUUUUCAGACUUAGAGGGCAUAUCAAUAAGUUCGAUUGAUUUUGAUGAGGAUGAUGAUGACAUCAGCAUUAAUAAUGUUUUUGUUGACAUCGAUGAUCUAGACCCGGAUUCCUUCUAUUUUAAAUAUGAUGAUGAUGAAGAAAGUAGUGGAAGUGUUGAUGUAGAAAAUAUUAGCCUAUAUUUGAGUGAGGGGAAAAAUGGUGGCCACGAUGUGAUCGAAACCACUGUCUAUGUUCACGAUGAUUCAACGGAUGAGGAUGACAACUUACCACCACCUGAAGCUAGAAAUAAAACUAUAGGUACAAAAGCAAAAGAGAUUGUCAGUGCUAAUGUAGUUGGCUUAAAGCCGCCCAAAUUGGGAACAUGGAAUACAGAGAACAAGCCUUUCAGUAUAAUUGACGGUCUUUCUACUAAAUCUUUGCAUUCACUAAUUCAAGAGCAUCAGCAGAUGAAAGAACAAAAGUUAAAUGAUAUCACAUUAACUAAAUCUGACUUCUCAGGUACUUCAUCACCUGGAGGUGACGAACUAACCUUAAAUGAGUUAUUAAAUAUGAGUGAGUUGGACGAUGAUGAAGAUAAAAGUGUUGUAAGCCAUGGUAUUCCUUCUAAUAUGAACAAUGCUCAUCUUAACAAAGGAAAUAUUUAUAACUCACUGUCAGUUACAGACUGGUAUGAGAAGCCAAAGGUACCGCUGUCUGCAUUUAGAAACAAGGGCAUAAGCUCUUUUCAGGAAGAAGAUUAUAUGGCCAAUGCUACCCAAAUAAAAAAAGUCCCAAUUGGUUAUAUGGGAAUGGAAAAGACAAGGCGGAAAUUUGAUAAGAUGAAAGAAUUGCAGAAGAAAAGACAGGAGAAAAAGAGGAGGCUAAGAAAGAAAAAGAAGUUACUAAAACUGAAAAAAGAGCAGGCUCGGCAACUUCAAGAGAGUGAGAUAGAACGUCAACUUUCAUUACCUCCCGUGCAUUUGGCUCAAGAUCAAGAUUUAAAGUUAUCAAUUUAA